This is a messenger RNA of Dichomitus squalens LYAD-421 SS1, 2415 nucleotides long. RefSeq names its product ubiquitin carboxyl-terminal hydrolase 14. The record is from RefSeq and is a predicted model, not a curated record. Gene Ontology annotation, molecular function: zinc ion binding; protein binding; cysteine-type deubiquitinase activity. The transcript is spliced from 10 exons. The coding region runs from base 1 to 2415 and encodes 804 amino acids. Gene Ontology annotation, biological process: protein deubiquitination. NCBI's taxonomy places the organism in Eukaryota, Fungi, Basidiomycota, Agaricomycetes, Polyporales, Polyporaceae.
AUGUCCUGCGGUCACAUCGGAGACAUCGCUCGCUUGCAACCACCUAAACUAUCCCAGUCGGUGCAUCGUGAGGAGUGUACUCAAUGCUUUGACAACCAAGACAGUCCUCUCGGAGUUGAUGUUUGCUUGACUUGCUUCAAUGGAGCGUGCCUGGACAAGGAAAGGCACCACGCGCGAUCUCACGUUGCGAAGACGGGGCAUUCAUUCACUUUGAAUGUCAAGCGCAAGUUGAAGCCAUCGGCUAAUAGGGCUGAAGACGAGGAGCCCCCUGCCAAAAUGAAGAAAUUGGCUAUCGUUGAAGAGCGUGAGGAGGACAAGUACGAACACAAGACGGUACUGAAAUGCUGGAAAUGCGACGCCCAGAACGGCCUUGAGCUCCCGGACGCUUCAGCAGACCCGCAUGUGCAGUCUCUCGUUACGGGAGUCAUGCAAUCACUGUCAUCCGCUCGCCAGUCCGAGGUUAAAGCUUGGGAGGAGGAGAUCGCAGCUUGCGAACACACCCUGAUGCUGGAGCAGCUCGCUACGGGCCCUAUUGCUGCUUCUGGUCUCGCACAUUGCCAGAAGUGCGACCUGAAGGAGAACCUCUGGCUAUGCCUCACUUGCGGUUCGCUCGGCUGCGGUCGUCAGCAAUACGGUGGUUUCGGUGGCAACGGGCACGGUCUUCAGCACUAUGAGGAGACGAAGCAUCCAGUGUGCGUCAAGCUCGGGACCAUCACUCCAGAGGGUACCGCCGACAUCUACUGUUACGUUUGCAACGACUCCAAGCUGGAUCCUGAUCUUGCGAGACACUUAGCCAACUUCGGUAUCAAUGUCCAAACCCAAACGAAGACCGAGAAGUCUAUGACGGAGCUGCAAAUCGAACAGAACCUCAAGUUUGACUUUUCCCUGACAGGAGAAGAUGGCAAGGCGUUGGAGCCCGUGUUCGGCCCAGGAUUAACCGGCCUCUCAAACCUCGGCAAUAGCUGCUAUAUGGCAUCCGUGGUGCAAACGCUCUUUUCCCUCGCGCCUUUCCGCGAGCGCUACCUCCCCACCGCAGCAACGCACUGGGAAGUCUGCCAAGAGUCCCUUCCCGCGAACUGCAUCGAUUGCCAGAUGCACAAGCUCGCCGAUGGCCUCCUCUCCGGGCGCUAUUCCCACCCCCGCCCGCACGCCGCAUCCUCCCCCUCCGCGCCGAAAGAGACGAACCCGCUCGUGCCCGUGUUCCAGGAGGGCGUGAGACCUUCGGGGUUCAAGGCGCUCGUGGGGAAGGGCCACGAGGAGUUCGCGACAAUGCGGCAGCAAGACGCGGAGGAGUUCCUAACGCACCUCAUCACCGUGCUCCGGCGGCACGCGAAGCGGCUUGGGCUAGACCCCACCAAAGAGCCGACGGGGGUGUUCGCAUUCGGGAUGGAGCAGCGGCUAGAGUGCGGGGAGUGUAGGCGGGUGAGGUAUCGCGUGGACGCGACGGAUGCGGUAAGUGUACCUGUACCGGCGAGGGAGAAAGGAAAGGAUGCGGAGGGGAAGACGGUGUAUGAGGAGGUGCCGUUGAAGGAAUGCUUGGACAUCUUGACGGGCACGGAGGCGUUGGAGUAUCAGUGUCCGUCCUGCCAGAAGAAGGUCAUUGCCACGAAGUCGACCAGACUGGCGACGUUCCCGCAGGUACUUGUCGUUCAUGCGAAAAAGUUCCAGCUCGUGAACUGGGUCCCUGCGAAGCUCGACAUCCCUGUCAUUCUGCCAGAGAACGACGUCCUCCAGCUCGAUGAGUACCUCGGCCGGGGACUCCAGCCAGGCGAGACCGAGCUCCCGAAUGACGAAGCCGUUGCAGCGCCAGGGCUCCCGCAAUUCAAUGAAGCAGCGAUGGCUCAGCUUGAGGGAAUGGGCUUUCCCACCAUCCGCUGCCAAAAGGCACUCCUUGCGACGGGCAAUGCGGACGCCGAGGCGGCGAUGGAGUGGCUGUUUGCGCACAUGGACGACCCAGACAUCGACGCGCCCAUUCAGCCCCAGGCUGCUGGUGGAAGUGGGAGCCCGGAGCCGUCGGCGGAGCAGGUGGGGAUGUUGGCGGAUAUGGGUUUCACGGAGAAGCAGGCGAGGAAGGCGUUGCGCGAGACGAGCGGCAGUGCAGAGCGCGCGGUAGAAUGGCUCUUCUCGCAUCCCGAUGAUACCGGCGAGGACGCGCCCUCUAUCUCCGCGGUCCCGAGCGGCCAACAGCAAAGCACGGAGGUUGGCGGCUCUUCGAAGCUGCCGGCGCGGUACCGACUCAAGGCGUUUAUAUCUCACAAAGGGCCAUCUGUGCACUCGGGACAUUACGUUGCGCACGUCCAUACAGCGACGGAGGGCUGGGUGUUGUUCAACGAUGAGAAGGUCGUCAAGGCCGACGCGGAGAGCGUGCGCGAGCUAAAGAAGCUCGCGUACCUCUACGUGUUCGAGAGGGUGUAG